Molecule: messenger RNA, 3378 nt
Organism: Anguilla anguilla (European eel)
Lineage: Eukaryota; Metazoa; Chordata; Actinopteri; Anguilliformes; Anguillidae
Gene: lrrc41
Product: leucine rich repeat containing 41
Exons: 11
Coding region: 269-2299 (676 amino acids)
Source: RefSeq, a predicted model, not a curated record
UCACCAGAAGUAAACGUAUUACAUUGGCUGAUUCUGCGUCUUCCAUCUCCUGCCUGUAGGCCGCUAAAGCGUUGUUUUUAUUUAGUUGGAUAUAUUUUUCCCUACCAGACAAUUUGCUUGACUUUAGUUGUCAAGUUUUCCGUGUAACCGAUAAUUAGCUAGGUAGCUACAGUGCCAAUAUCUAACUUAGGUUAUACGGUGAAUGUGUUGCAAGCUUGAUGCAAAAACGUUAGUCAAUUUAGCUAAGUAGGUAGUUAUUUGUCUCACCAUGAACAAUGGGGAGACUGGCAAUGUACAUGCCAAAGUAGCUGCACUGAGAGAAAUAUGUAUCAAAGAAGUGAACGAACAGAUGCCAGUUCUUGAAAAGCAAGUUUGGGAUUUACCAGCUUCACUCAUAAAGGACAUCUUGCCUCAUUUGAACAUUUUUUAUCUGGAGAGAAUUGAGCCUGCUGCCAAAUGCAAAGGUGUGUCCACUGGCGCUAUCUGGGCUGCUUUAUGGAAAGAUCUGGUAAAAGCAUGGCAUUGCAGAUCCAAGACCACAAUCUCUGCUGAUGAGUGGAGACAGAAAUGCCUUGAAAGGCUUUUUCACCUGACCUUGUCUGGACACAUCCGAUUUGACAGACACUACCUUUCAAACCUUAGCUGCUCUUCCAUCCUCUCUCUGACAGCCAAACAUGUCCAGGUCCUUUCUAUCUUUGCGCCAGCCCGAGAGAUUUGUAAACUGGCUUCAGAUGAAUUGAGGCCGGUCUUGGCCACCUUGGAGAACAAUGUCAGAUGCAUUAAACUGAAGGACACCAGUGCCCUGUUUAAACCGGGCCACGCCAUCAUGUUGUACAUCUUCCAUCGCCUUCUUGACCACGGGUCCGUCAGGGACCUGGUCCUGACGAGGAGCCCCGACACUAGGCUUCUGACCUGGAUUCUGCAGAAGGACAGCAGAAAUCAGUGCAGCAUGCCACAGGCAGACACCAGACGCUUCAAAACAACUUGCAUGCAUGGAGAAAGUGCUUCCAGUGUGCUACCUGAACGCGAAAUUUCAGGUGCUACGUUGAUCAGACGUGGCUCCAGGGCGAUGGACAAUGACGCAUGUUUGACUCCAUUCAAACGUCCGCGGUUGGAUGUAGGACAAAUGGCAGGAGCAGCUGAGACUAGCACUGGAUGCCUUCCUUCUCAGUCCUUUUCAUGGCAGCCUACCGACUCUGAGACUCGGUUUAUCCCAUUCAAUGCAUCCUGCAGUCUCAAUGGGGAAAUCUGUCCCGAAGGACAGAUCCAUUCCCUGGUCCUUGAAGUUUUCAAAGUCAGUAUCUCUAGAACAGUGUCACCCCUUCUGCCCUCCUGCGUGUGUCUGCGCUCGCUCCACUUACACAGCGAAUGGGCCAUUGAAGAAGCUGAUGUGUUGGGGCUGGUGGAUGCCCUUAAGCUGCUGUUUGAGAACCCUGCCUGCUCCCUCACUGACCUGAGUAUCGGCUCGGUGUUGUCCACUCUGCCAGUGUGUACGCUGCUGCUGCACCUGCUGACUGCGUGCCCAACCCUCAAGUCCCUCUCUUUGGAGGCCUCUCCUGUAUUCCACCAAGCAGAGGGUCAUGUGACUCCAGCACCUCAGCCUGCUGUAGACACUGGAUUUUCUCUCGAGAGGUUGUCCCUGAGAUUCCCCCAAGUAUGUGAAAACCUGGAGAACCUGACACUGGUGCUGAGACAUGCCUCAAGCCUGACAUCACUUCAUCUGAUAGGGAUUCAUAAUGGGGGCCACAAGCUUGGCACCCUGCUGCAGUCACUGCCAGAGUUGAAUCCAAACCUAAAAGCCCUGUCCCUGGAAGAUGUCAACUUGGCUAAUUGUCACAAUGAAGUCCUAAGUCUCCUGAACAACUCAAAGCUGGAAGAUGUGCACUUCAAAGACUGCAGACUCCUGGAGAAAUGUAAAGGGAGGGAGGACUUUCUCGACCCUUUUGUGACUGCGCUGAAGGGGCUCUCAUCCCUUCGCUCUCUCACACUUUCCCAAAACCGCCUGGCCCAUGCUGUGAUUGUUCUGGGAGACCUAUUUUCAGGAGACUCUCCUUCCAAGAUACAGAAAUUGGACCUCAGCUCCAACUACAUUUUACCAGUGGGACUGCUGGAAUUUGGGAGGCUGUUGGAGGACAACCCUCCACCGCCUGGACUGACCAUAGAUCUGAGGUGCAACCCCCUUGACCGUGACCCCCAGGUCACAGAGCAAGCCCUGCUGAAGCUCCGCCCUCUCUGCCGUCUCUUUACAGACAACUGGAAUUCCAGGACUACUAUGGCUGACCACGUUAGCGUCAUGUGAACAGUGAUGUGGUCGUCCAUGCCUUCACUAGAUCGCAACAGGAAAUGCACUGUGGAUUUCAUUUUUACAUGUAGAUAAAUUUUGAUGGGAACUGGCUGCCGAUGUAUUUGAAACUUCUUCUAAGUAAAUAGUAACUCCUUGCUGAUGUACGCCUUUGGAAUUGAACAUCUGUACCAAAUGAUCAACAAGACAGACAGUCGAUACAAUAAAUACCUUAUUCACCAAUUUUGUCAUGCUGGGCCACAUUCAGAACAGUAGGAGUUUGUUUCUCACAUAUGAAAAGGACAUAACACCAACCUUUUUUUUAACCUUUUUCAACUCAACUCAAAUUGAAAAUUUAAUUGAAAGUAAUUUUACUUAACUGGCUAGACGGCUAUAUUUCCAUCAAAUUCAGCGCAUUAUCAACAAGUGUAGGAAAAUUUUGAGACUCCCCGUGAUUAUGAUGAUGUCACAGGUUCCUCCAACUCUCAAUGCUCCAUGGUAACAGUACAUCACAUGUAUGACUAUUCACUCAUACAAUCAAUACGUAAUCCAAUAAACCUAUAUCAGUAGUUGCAGCUGAGCUUAUGGAAACGCAAGAAACCACAGUAUCAACUGUAGAGAAAAAGCAAGAGAAUGCAGAAGGCUUAAAAAAAUCACACUUACUUUGAACAUUAAUCAAAUACUAACCACACACUAUUGCCAAUAAAUACAGCAGAGAACACUAAUCAAAAAAACUAACAAUACACUACUGCCAAUAAAUGCGCUAGGAGACUAACAUUUUUACAAAGUGACCCCUAUGUAACCUGAAUACAAUGGAAAAGUACAGGAGGCUGUGACUUGUAUUUGUAAUGAAAAAAUACAGAAUAAAGACUAAUAUUUUUUAAGGGAAAGUUGGGGUAAUUCUCCACAAUGAUGUUAUCACCUAAGAACACAUUGUGGCGCCAAGAAGGUCAGGUGGUGUUUUAAGGAACAUUUUGGGGGGAGUUGUGGGGUGCACAGUGUAUAAAAUAGAUGUAAAACUGACAAUCGGGGUUCAAUUCUGCAGAGUUGAUCCGGCUUUGUGCACUUGUGCGAAUAAAGUCUGACUUUUCUGAAGA